UGCUGUAGUUUUGCAUGACUACGUUAGGCCGUGAAGAACUGGAGCCACUUUGUCAUCCAAUAGGAAGUAAACCAUCAAAACCGGUUGGUGUCAAGUUCGUUGGCAGAAGUUAAUGUUUAGCGAAGCAGCGCCCAGGCCUCGGCUCGGUUCAACCUCGCUCUCGCGACAAACCCUUGCUGGAGGCCGUGUCACCUGGUGCGCUCGUCUCUGCGUUCGUGCCGAACGCGUAUCUGUUGUUUCGCCGCGUUUUUCCUGCGUAUUUUCGCCCCUCCCUUCCCGUCCCCUUUUUUCUCCCGUCCUUUUCCUCUUACCUUUUACUACAUUCCACCGGUGUGACUCGAUGCAAAGGGCCUCGCUGUGGUCGUGGUUUCCAUAGCAACCGUCAAAGCACCUACCCGCUCGGUCGGUCCCCCAACUCGCUUCGGGGACCAGGCCUCUGGUGCCUCGCCCCUGCAACUCCUCGCCGGUAGUCGCAGAGCGCAAACAUCAAUUGUGACUCGUUCGCAGACGUUUUCCCGCGCUACGAUACCGCUACAUGUAUUUGCUUCGAGUUGUGAUUGGUUUACUGGCCAGAUUGCCUUUUUCGUUUUUGACUGGUCAGAGUUUUAGACCCGGGCAUAUGCAGCAUUGCAUGAAUCCCGUGGGAUAUCCCGCAGACAACCCGAUUUUCGUUCCCAGAUCUCCUGCGGGCGAAGACAAGAUGGCGAAGAACAAUUCUGGCAUGGACCACGGCAAAGAAAUGCCUUAAUCUGUUGGAAAUCGGUUUAACUGUGGCGACUUCAUUGUUACUAUGCUACGUCGAGGAGUGAUGGCAACUUUAGAAACGUUGAAAUUUGACAACUUAGCUCUUCGCUCUCUUCCAAUUGACAAGGAAACUCAAAAUGUAAUUAGGCAGGUGGAAGGUGCGUGCUUCACUCUUGUUGAUCCGACACCGGUUAGAAAUCCUACCUUGGUAAGUUACUCAGCUAACGCCUUGUCCCUCCUGGAUUUGCCGCAAUCGGAAGUGACUAGACCGGAGUUUGUCCAGUACAUGAGUGGAAACAAACUGCUUGGAGGAAGCCAGACAGCAGCUCAUUGUUACUGCGGUCAUCAACAGGGGUAUUUUUCCGGUCAGCUUGGUGAUGGCGCUGCGAUGUAUCUUGGGGAAGUGUUAAAUUCCAAAGGCGAUCGGUGGGAAAUUCAGUUAAAAGGAACAGGUCUGACUCCCUUCUCCAACCACAGGGAUGGACGGAAAGUCUUGAGGUCCUCCAUUCGAGAAUUCUUGUGUAGUGAGGCCAUGUAUCAUCUGGGAGUACCAACCACUAGAGCUGGCUGUUGUGUUACUUCAGAUACAUUUGUUGAAAGAGAUAAAGAUUACAAUGGGUCUGCUGCAAAGGAAAGGGCCUCUCUAGUGUUACGAAUUGCUCCAACAUUCCUAAGGUUUGGUUCUUUUGAGAUUUUUAAACCUGCUGACCCCUUGACUGGUUAUAAGGGCCCAAGUUCUUGCCGAGUUGAUAUUCUUCAUCAGCUGCUUGGUUACACCAUCAAAAACUUCUAUCCUCAAGUAUGUGUACCAUUGAAUAAAUACAGUCAUCUUUUCAGAUAUUUUGACAUGUGGUAUAUUUCACAAUUAUUUCACAAGUGCAUGUUGGAUCAAACCAACUGCUUUCUCGUUAGCUUCGUUUUAAGGAACUACAUCGCUCAGAGAGCUAUACAGGCAGCAGAAAAAGGAGACUUCUCUGUGGUGCAAAGUAUUCUAAAACGUUUGGAAACACCAUACAGUGACGAUAUGGAAGAUGAAGAAGCCAGUUUCUCUCAAACAACAACUGCCGAACCCUCACCAUCCUUACCAGAUCACAGAGAAAGAACUCUUUUUAAAGUCUACGACAAACACGAAAAUUUUCUUGACAAACCACCGGAGGACGUGCUCAAUAUGCAGCUUUCAUGAUCCUCGUAAAUUGUCGGUUUUGCCCUUAGCAAGUUUGGAAAGUAACGUGUGUUCAGUGUUCUUCUUCUCUGGAUCCAGAAUCCGGCAGUCUUGCAUUCAACUCGGCGGCUUCCGAGUUAUGAAUCUUUCGUGUUUUGGUGUUUUGUUAGCUUCGCGGAUUAGACGUAGACGUAAAGUGGUCAAAAAUCUAACUCACAACAAACAAAUUAGUUAAGGCGGGCUAGACGGACAAAUACUGAUUAUUUUAUUUUUGAAAGGCCAUUUGUUGCUUGAGCUAAUGACGGUACUAACAGAAACCAUAUAAUUGGUAGUUUGUACCCGAUGUGAAGGGUUUGGAAUAUAAUAACUUCAUGAGCUGUAGUUUUAUAUACUGUAAUAUUGUAUAACAUUCCAUUAGAAUAAUCAAAAUCAAAUUUUUCAAUUAAAUAUUCACCAUUGCAGUGGAACCUCGCCACUGACCCAAC
Messenger RNA from Orbicella faveolata, 2391 nucleotides. Its product is annotated as protein adenylyltransferase SelO, mitochondrial-like. NCBI's taxonomy places the organism in Eukaryota, Metazoa, Cnidaria, Anthozoa, Scleractinia, Merulinidae. The record is from RefSeq and is a predicted model, not a curated record.